CGCCGCGAAGGAGGCGGGAGGGGGGUGGGGGCGAACGCAGGCUCCGACCCCCGGCCGAGGGGAUGAGGGGAGCAUGGGCGCCAAGGAGUCACGGAUCGGAUUCCUCAGCUACGAGGAGGCGCUGAGGAGAGUUACAGAUGUAGAGCUGAAACGACUCAAAGAUGCCUUCAAGAGGACCUGUGGACUCUCAUAUUACAUGAGUCAGCACUGCUUCGUCAGGGAAGUGCUCGGGGAUGGAGUGCCUCCUAAAGUUGCUGAGGUGAUUUACUGUUCUUUUGGUGGAACAUCCAAAGGGCUGCACUUCAAUAACUUAAUAGUUGGACUCGUGCUCCUUACGAGAGGCAAAGAUGAAGAGAAAGCAAAAUAUAUUUUUAGUCUUUUUUCAAGUGAAUCUGGGAGCUAUGUUGUACGGGAAGAAAUGGAAAGAAUGCUCCAUGUGGUGGAUGGCAAAGUCCCAGAUACACUCAGGAAGUGUUUCUCGGAGGGUGAAAAGGUGAACUAUGAAAAAUUUAGAACUUGGCUUCUUCUAAACAAAGAUGCUUUUACCUUCUCUCGCUGGCUGCUGUCUGGGGGUGUGUAUGUGACCCUCACUGAUGACAGUGACACUCCUACUUUCUACCAAACUCUGGCUGGAGUCACACACUUGGAGGAAUCAGACAUCAUUGAUCUGGAGAAACGUUAUUGGCUACUGAAGGCUCAAUCCCGUACUGGACGUUUUGAUUUGGAAACCUUUGGCCCAUUGGUUUCACCGCCUAUUCGCCCUUCUCUGAGUGAAGGUUUAUUUAAUGCUUUUGAUGAAAAUCGUGACAAUCACAUAGACUUCAAAGAGAUAUCCUGUGGGUUAUCAGCCUGCUGCAGGGGCCCCCUAGCUGAAAGACAAAAAUUUUGCUUCAAGGUGUUUGAUGUUGACCGUGAUGGAGUUCUCUCCAGGGUUGAACUGAAAGACAUGGUGGUUGCACUUUUGGAGGUCUGGAAAGAUAACCGCACUGACGAUAUUCCUGAAUUACAUAUGGCUCUGUCGGACAUUGUAGAAGACAUAUUGAAUGCACAUGAUACCACAAAGAUGGGCCAUCUUACUCUGGAAGACUAUCAGAUCUGGAGUGUGAAAAAUGUUCUUGCCAAUGAAUUUUUGAAUCUCCUCUUCCAGGUGUGUCACAUAGUUCUGGGGUUAAGACCAGCCACUCCAGAAGAAGAGGGACAAAUUAUUAGAGGAUGGUUAGAACGAGAAAGCAGGUAUGGUCUGCAGCCAGGACACAAUUGGUUUAUCAUCUCCAUGCAGUGGUGGCAGCAGUGGAAAGAAUAUGUCAAAUACGAUGCCAACCCUGUUGUGAUUGAGCCAUCAUCUGUUCUAAAUGGGGGAAAAUUUUCGUUUGGAGCAGCAGCACAUCCUAUGGAGCAGGGAGAAGAUAGAAUCAGUAACAACCUCAGUUAUGUGAAUACCACAGAAGAGAAAUACUCAGACAACAUUUCUUCUGCAUCUGAAGCCUCCGAGUCUACUGGCAGUGGCUUUCUAUAUUCUAGCACACCAGGAGCAGAUAUGUGCUUUGCAAGGCAACAUAAUACUUCUGACAAUAACAACCAGUGUUUGCUAGGAGCCAAUGGGAAUAUCCUUUUGCACCUUAAUCCUCAGAAACCAGGAGCUAUUGAUAACCAGCCACUAGUAACUCAAGAACCAGUAAAGGCUACAUCUUUAACACUAGAAGGAGGACGAUUAAAGCGAACUCCACAGCUAAUCCAUGGAAGAGAUUAUGAAAUGGUCCCAGAACCUGUAUGGAGAGCACUUUAUCAUUGGUAUGGAGCAAACCUGGCCCUCCCUCGACCAGUAAUCAAGAAUAGCAAGACGGACAUCCCAGAACUAGAAUUAUUUCCUCGCUAUCUUCUUUUCCUUCGACAACAGCCUGCCACACGGACACAGCAGUCUAACAUCUGGGUGAAUAUGGGUAUGAUGAGCUUGAGAAUGUUUCCUCAGCACUUGCCUAGAGGAAAUGUACCCUCUCCAAAUGCGCCUCUAAAGCGGGUGUUAGCCUAUACUGGCUGUUUUAGUAGAAUGCAAACCAUCAAGGAAAUUCAUGAAUAUCUGUCUCAAAGGCUUCGCAUCAAAGAGGAAGAUAUGCGACUAUGGCUAUACAACAGUGAGAACUACUUGACUCUUCUGGAUGAUGAGGAUCAUAGGUUGGAAUAUUUGAAAAUCCAAGAUGAGCAGCACCUGGUAAUUGAAGUUCGAAACAAAGAUAUGAGCUGGCCUGAAGAAAUGUCCUUUAUAGCAAAUAGUAGCAAAAUAGAUAGACAUAAAGUUCCCACAGAAAAGGGAGCCACAGGUCUGAGUAACCUGGGAAACACAUGCUUCAUGAACUCAAGCAUCCAGUGUGUUAGUAACACACAACCACUGACACAGUAUUUUAUCUCAGGGAGACAUCUUUAUGAACUCAACAGGACAAAUCCCAUUGGUAUGAAAGGUCAUAUGGCUAAAUGCUAUGGCGAUUUGGUGCAGGAACUUUGGAGUGGAACUCAGAAGAAUGUUGCCCCAUUAAAGCUUCGGUGGACAAUAGCAAAAUAUGCUCCCAGGUUUAAUGGGUUCCAGCAACAAGACUCCCAAGAACUUCUGGCUUUCCUCUUGGAUGGUCUUCAUGAAGAUCUCAACCGAGUCCAUGAGAAGCCAUAUGUAGAACUAAAAGACAGUGAUGGACGACCCGACUGGGAAGUGGCUGCAGAGGCCUGGGACAACCAUCUAAGGAGAAAUAGAUCAAUUGUUGUGGACUUGUUCCAUGGUCAGCUAAGAUCCCAAGUGAAAUGCAAGACAUGUGGGCAUAUAAGUGUCCGAUUCGACCCUUUCAAUUUUUUGUCUUUACCACUUCCAAUGGACAGUUAUAUGCAUUUAGAAAUAACAGUAAUUAAAUUAGAUGGUACUACUCCAAUACGAUAUGGACUAAGACUGAAUAUGGAUGAAAAGUACACAGGUUUGAAAAAGCAGCUAAGUGAUCUCUGUGGACUUAAAUCAGAACAAAUCCUUCUUGCAGAAGUACAUAGUUCCAACAUAAAGAACUUCCCUCAGGACAACCAAAAAGUUCGGCUUUCAGUGAGUGGAUAUUUGUGUGCAUUUGAAAUUCCCAUUCUUGCAUCUCCAGUAUCAGCGUGUAGUCCAAUACAAACAGAUUGUUCCUCUUCUCCAUCUACAAAUGGACUGUUCACCCUGACUACCAAUGGAGACCUGCCUCGACCUAUAUUCAUCCCCAAUGGAAUGCCAAGUACACUUGUACCAUGUGGAACUGAGAAGAACGUCACAAAUGGAGUGGUGAAUGGUCAUAUGCCACCUCUUCCUGAUGACCCAUUUACAGGCUACAUCAUUGCAGUCCAUCGAAAAAUGAUGAGGACAGAACUGUAUUUCCUGUCAUCUCAGAAGAAUCGCCCCAGUCUCUUUGGAAUGCCACUGAUUGUGCCUUGUACUGUGCAUACCCGGAAAAAAGAUCUCUAUGAUGCAGUUUGGAUUCAAGUAUCUCGAUUGGCCAGUCCUCUCCCACCUCAAGAAGCUAGUAACCAUGCACAGGAUUGUGAUGACAGCAUGGGCUAUCAGUACCCAUUCACCCUCCGAGUUGUUCAGAAAGAUGGAAAUUCCUGUGCCUGGUGCCCAUGGUAUAGAUUUUGCAGAGGCUGUAAAAUUGAUUGUGGAGAAGACAGAGCUUUCAUUGGAAAUGCCUGUAUUGCUGUGGAUUGGGACCCUACAGCUCUUCACCUCCGCUAUCAAACAUCACAGGAAAGAGUUGUAGAGGAGCAUGAAAGCGUGGAGCAGAGUCGGCGAGCACAGGCUGAGCCCAUCAACCUGGACAGCUGUCUCCGUGCCUUCACCAGUGAAGAGGAACUGGGGGAAAAUGAGAUGUACUACUGCUCCAAGUGUAAAACUCACUGUUUGGCAACUAAGAAGCUGGACCUCUGGAGGCUUCCUCCAAUUCUGAUUAUUCACCUUAAACGAUUUCAGUUUGUAAAUGGACGGUGGAUAAAAUCACAGAAAAUUGUUAAGUUUCCUCGUGAAAGUUUUGACCCUAGUGCUUUUUUAGUACCAAGAGACCCAGCUCUUUGCCAGUAUAAACCACUCACACCCCAGGGGGACGACAGCUCUGAGCUAAGAAUUUCAGGAGGAGAUGUGAAGAAAGUGGAUGUCCCGAGCUCAGCAGGAGAGGAGGAUGUGCUCCUGAGCAAGAGCCCAUCUUCACUCAGUGCAAAUAUCACCAGUAGCCCAAAAGGUUCACCUUCUUCUUCAAGAAAGGGUGGAGCCAGCUGUCCCUCCAGCAAAAACAGUAGCCCUAACAGCAGCCCACGGACUUUGGGGCGGAGCAAAGGGAGGCUCCGGCUUCCUCAAAUUGGCAGCAAAAAUAAGUUGUCAAGUAGUAAGGAAAAUCUGGAUGCUGGCAAAGAGAAUGGGGCUGGACAGACAUACGAACUGGCUGACACCUUAAGCCAAGGACAUGUGUUGGGAGGCAGCCAGCCUGAGCUGGUCACUCCUCUGGAUCAUGAGAGCACUUUGGCUAAUGGAUUCCUUUAUGAGCAUGAGGCCUGUGGCAAUGGUUAUAGUAAUGGUCAGCUUGGAAGCCACAGUGAGGAGGACAGCACUGAUGACCAAAGAGAAGAUACUCAUAGUAAACCUAUUUAUAAUCUAUAUGCAAUUUCGUGCCAUUCAGGAAUUCUGGGUGGGGGCCAUUAUGUCACUUAUGCCAAAAACCCAAACUGCAAGUGGUACUGUUACAAUGACAGCAGCUGUAAGGAACUUCACCCUGAUGAAAUCGACACCGACUCUGCCUACAUCCUUUUCUAUGAGCAGCAGGGGAUAGACUGUGCACAAUUUCUGCCAAAGAUUGAUGGCAAAAAAAUGGCAGACACGAGCAGCAUGGAUGAAGACUUUGAAUCCGAUUACAAGAAGUACUGUGUGUUACAGUAAAGCUACCGCUCUAGCUGCUAGAUGGGCUGGUGGUAAGGGAGGUGACUCCUUGUAGGUGACAUUGGCAGAAUCGUCACUGAAAAGCAGGCUAAGUGUAGUUAUUUUAUCCUGUGACCUGAAGCACAAAAUAAAAAUCCUAACUAAAAUAGCAGUCAACUUUAAGAAUAGUAAUAAUUUUGUUUUGAAGUCUCUCACAAGCUGUCCGAUGGAGGACUUUCAGGCAGACCCCACCAUUAGCCUGUAAACAAGAGGGUUUGGCACCAAUCACCUGGGACCAAUUAAGAAUUUAAUGUGCUUGUCCAGAUAAUGAACAAACUUGUAGUGAGUAUAGAGUUUACCAGUAAUCAUAACAGGAUACUAAGGAUUUCCUUGGAAUCAAAGUAAAAAAACAAAAGUUGAAAUGUUGUCUGGGGACGACAUGAUAUGCUACCUCCUUUUCCCUGAAGUUUCAUUCCAUUGUAUUGACAAAUGGAGAAAGCAAGAUCAUGCAGGGGUGCAGAUGAUUCUUACAGUGUGGACACAGAGUUUUCAAUUUUUGAACCAUUUUCCUGUUCUUUCUAUGUCUUUUUUUGCUUUUUGUUCUUGUUGAGUUUGUGUUUGAAACAGUGAUUGGUGGUGGCAGAAGCUAUGGUGGUGGUUGGUCUGAACCCACGCGUCCCUAAGACCACGUGCCUUUUACCCAGUCUCAGCACAGAGACCCAGGAGAAGGCCAGCCCAGGUGGCCCUCCUGCGGAGGCUUCUCUAGGAUACUUGAAGUGUCCCCACUGGGGCACUGCUGGGUGUGGCAGCUGCCAGGGUUUGCACCAUAGUCCCAUGCAUAUGUUGCACAAAGAGUUUCUAGGAAGGUAUGCAAAAGCCAGAUGUGUUUCCUGUUAGUGGUGGGUUUUUGUUCUUUGCUUCUCGUUUUUUUUUGCACUUUAAAAGAGAGAACACAUGCAAACAAUUGUGCUUGUUCUUUAAUGGCUCUAAGGGCUAUACAUGAACUCCACCAGAGUGUAAAUUUCAAAACAAGACUCCAUCCAACUCCAUUGAUGGUUUGUAAGUAUUGCUAACGAAGCUGCGGGCUUAGGAAGCAGCUCCGCUUGUUUGCAUGUCCACUCCUCCAAAAAUUACAUUGCUUUGCUCACUUUUUUCUAAUUAUUCAAAACUGGAACAAAAAUAUAAAGGUCAUUUAUUUCUGGCAGCAUUUUUCCUGUGUUAUGUUUUAAUAUGUAGUCAAGGGAAUUCUCACUUUAUUUUUGGUCUUUUUUUAAAAAACCAUGGAGACCCUGGAAGUUGAUUCUUGUUUGUUAUCGGAUCCUGUUACCCUCCCUUCCCCAUGACAGUAAAUACCAGUGCAGUUAGUGUUUGUGUUCUGAGAACAGACCAGUGGGCAAGUGCCUAGUUUCAGUGUACUUGAAAGAGUUGUCUCAAGCAACUGCCUAGGCUGACAUCCUUUCAGAAGAGGGAGUGUUCUUAAAAGGAAGGAAUGGCCCGAAAGGAGUGAUGUAAUCACGUCACAAAACGCAUACUUCGUAGAGUCAAGGUUUUCAUGUAUGAAAUUGUCCACUCCUACCUGGACAAGUCCCCUGAAAAAGUGGAAGAUUUUCAAUAAUUUUCUUACAGAUGUUUUAGUUGAGCAGGUAGCACAAUCUACUAAUGUUGUUUGAUCUGUGUUUGUUAUAUCGGUUGUAAUUAAUUUUUUAAAUUCAAGAACUAGCAGAAAAUUUAUUAAAUUAACUAUUAACUACAUUCACCUUGUAAAUUUCUGUAUAAAACUUGUUGACAAUGCACUGACUUUAGGAGGACGUUGAUGUACAUAGAGUGUAAAUAAGAUAGUGUUGAUGUACUGAAUAUGAGCUGUAUAAAAAAGUAUUGGUCAUUGUAUAUGGCGUGUACCUGUUUAUCUGUAACUAUUACCCAAACAAAUUAAAUACUGCAGAUGUCCACAUGUGGUUUUUCCUUGUACAAGUAAACACAAAGAGCCUGUUUCUUCA
Peromyscus leucopus (white-footed mouse) is the source of this 6906-nucleotide messenger RNA. RefSeq names its product ubiquitin specific peptidase 32 (gene Usp32). NCBI's taxonomy places the organism in Eukaryota, Metazoa, Chordata, Mammalia, Rodentia, Cricetidae. Gene Ontology annotation, cellular component: Golgi apparatus. The coding region runs from base 74 to 4930 and encodes 1618 amino acids. The record is from RefSeq and is a predicted model, not a curated record. Gene Ontology annotation, biological process: protein deubiquitination. Gene Ontology annotation, molecular function: cysteine-type deubiquitinase activity; calcium ion binding. The transcript has 34 exons.